UAGCCUGCAGAAAUGAACUAGACAGAACUCAGUAUCUUGUGCAUUUACCAGGGACUGGUAAACGUGCUUAAGAGCACAAGACAGUCUGUGUGCUGAGAGACAAGAACUAGUUUUUCAGGUACUAACAGUAUGGGAAGUUAGUGCAAGCAGGAGGAUGGAAAAAUGGGGAUAAGGCAAUAUUAGGCUCUUUUCCGGAGAACGACAACAAAAGGUCUGGAAGGGUGGGACAACCAUGAAGCAGAACCACUCUUCCAGCACGCCAGCAGGCCACCCCUGUGGAGCUGUGUGUGUGUAAUCUUCACAUUCUGUCUGGGCCUCACUACCUCUGAGCACAGGGGUUUGCAUGGCAAGAAGAUAUGAACUUCCCAGCUUUUCUGCAGCUUUCUUUGGGGGAUCUUCGAAUGCCGUUCUCUAAUGAGAUCAAAUACACCAUUUUGUCCCUUGCAAUCCUUCUGUUUCUUGUGGCGGCAUCCAUAUUAGCGUGGCAGAUAUACCGAUACUGCAAACAGAAACCAAGAGCCAAUAGAAAAGUAACAGGACUCCAAAGCACAGAUGAGAAAAGUGCAAAAGACAGCAUUGUUGAAAAUAUCCGUGAUGGUGGCUCAGACACACAUAACCUCAAGGUGGAGAAGCUGCAGGACGAGAUCGAGAAGCUGAGCAGGUGCCUGUCGCCAGCGUCCUCCCUGUCCGAGCAGGACAGCGUGGAUCUGGACAGCAUGUUGGAGGAGGAGGAGCAGGAGAGCCCCAGGGGGAAGCUGAGGUUCUCCCUCUUCUAUGACAGGGAGCUGUCCCGGCUCCUGGUGACCGUGCUGGGCGCCUGCGAGCUGCCGGCCCGGGACUUCAGCCAGAGCGUGGACCCCUUUGUCAGGGUGCGGGUGCUGGCAGGCCCCCUGUCAGAGCAGACCGGCCUGCACUGCACCCUCCACGAGUGGGAGACCAGGCUGGUGAAGAAGAGCAGGAACCCCUCGUUUGGGGACCAGUUCUCCUGCUCGCUGACCGAGGAGGAGGUCCCCAACAUCACGAUCAAGCUGGAGGUCAGAGAUUUUGAUAAAUAUUCCAGACAUGCUGCUCUUGGAGAAGUCAGGACAUCUUUGACAAGUUCGAACAUUUACUACCCUGUGGAGACCCUGGACGACUUACAGGCUGUAAAGAAGGACUUGAGACCAAUCUUUAUUUCAUGCUCUAGCUCUUCAUGUCCUUGUCUUCCAGCACUCUAUGCCAGAACCAGCAUCUCCUGUAACCAAUGUAGGCUGAAGACUCAGAAGACACCUCAGAAGUCAAAACAGGACGUGACCGUCUUCAACGAGAUCAUGACCUUUUCGCUGCCCGAGCCCCACAUUAGGGAAUGUGUCAUUGCCGUCACCGUGUUUGAGACGAGCACAAAAAGAAGGAAGUCCAAACGCUUGAUUGGACAGGCUGUCGUGAGGAAGAGAAAAGCCAGCGAGGACGAGCACUGGAGCCUGAUGAUGCAGUGCCUGCGUCAGCCAAUCGCAAAAUGGCACUCCCUGUUAAUCUGACUCAGUUUGGUCACCACGGUUACAGGUGCGCAGAACUGAAAGAUACUGAUGCCACGAGGAAGAGCUUGUAUCAGAUCCCUCUGGUUCCAAGCGGACUUCCUCUGUUAGAAAUGAUUAUUUCUGUAUAUUUCUCCCUUAAACCUGACCGAAAGAACUGAUAGCUGAAAAAAAACAACUACUGCAUCUGUAGGAUUAAAGCUUAUUUAAAACUUUGAAUAGUAUUAGAUUUCAAAUUCGGCACUUCUUGCUCGUCAUGAUGUACAAAUAAAGCCUAUUGCAACUAUACAGUG
Lepisosteus oculatus (spotted gar) is the source of this 1807-nucleotide messenger RNA. NCBI's taxonomy places the organism in Eukaryota, Metazoa, Chordata, Actinopteri, Semionotiformes, Lepisosteidae. The record is from RefSeq and is a predicted model, not a curated record.